AUGAAAAAAUACGACUUGCCCCCGAACUUGGCCGCGUUCAACGGGCUGCUGAGCGCCCUCUGCAAGUCGAAAAACGUGAGGAAAGCCCAGGAGAUUUUCGACGGGAUGAGGGAUGAGUUUCGGCCCGACUCGAAAACUUUCAGCAUUUUGAUUGAGGGGUGGGGUCGGGCCCCUAACCUGCCUCGGGCCCGCGAGGUUUUCGACGAGAUGGUGAGUUCGGGCCUGAGGCCCGACAUCGUAACAUAUGGGAUCAUGGUCGAUAUUCUCUGCAAGGCGGGGAGAACAGAUGAGGCCGUUGGAAUCGUUAAGGAGAUGGAAUUGAACGGAUGUGCGCCCACGCCUUUCAUCUACAGUGUGCUCAUACACACUUACGGAGUUGAAAACAGAAUCGAGGAUGCAAUUGACACUUUCCUUCAGAUGGAGAGGUCGGCCCGUGUGGGGCCCGAUGUGGCCGUGUACAAUGCACUCAUAAGCGCAUUUUGCAAGGUUAAUAAAUUCAAGAACGCAUUCAAAGUGGUGAACGAGAUGGAUAAGAAAGGGGUGAAGCCGAAUUCGAGAACAUGUAAUAUCCUCAUUAAUGGUUUAAUAUCUCGGGAGGAAAGAGAGAAGGCGUUUAAGGUUUUCCGUAGUUUGUCAAGGAUUUGCGAGCCUGAUGCGGACACUUAUACGAUGAUGAUUAAGAUGUUUUGUGAGAUGGACGAGCUGGAAAGAGCGAUGAAAGUGUGGAAGUAUAUGGAGAGGAAGCAGUUUUCGCCGAGCAUGCACACGUUUAGUGCGCUUAUUCACGGGUUUUGCAGUAAAGGCGAUGUGUCGAGGGCUUGUGUUUUAAUGGAGGAGAUGAUGGAGAGGGGGAUUCAGCCUGGAAGGCAUACAUUUGGGAAGUUGAGGCAGUUGCUUAUUAAGGAAGGAAGGAAAGAUGUGCUUGAGUUUUUGCAGGAAAAGAUGAAUCUUUUGGUGAAAGAACCUUUGUGUGAUUGA
Striga hermonthica is the source of this 978-nucleotide messenger RNA. NCBI's taxonomy places the organism in Eukaryota, Viridiplantae, Streptophyta, Magnoliopsida, Lamiales, Orobanchaceae. The record is from the annotation of a GenBank genome assembly.